Quercus lobata is the source of this 495-nucleotide messenger RNA. Its product is annotated as toll/interleukin-1 receptor-like protein. Gene Ontology annotation, biological process: signal transduction. Bases 1 to 495 code for a protein of 164 amino acids. NCBI's taxonomy places the organism in Eukaryota, Viridiplantae, Streptophyta, Magnoliopsida, Fagales, Fagaceae. The record is from RefSeq and is a predicted model, not a curated record. The transcript has a single exon.
AUGGCCUUAUCUCACCAACUCAAGAACUUUGAUGUCUUCCUGAGUUUUCGAGGUGAAGAUACUCGCCGUGGUUUUGUAAGCCAUUUACAUAAGGCUCUGACUCAACAGGGUAUUCAAACCUUCAUUGAUGAUAAUCUCCAUAGGGGAGAAAACAUUACUGAAGAGCUUCUCAAAACCAUUGAAAACUCAAGCGCAUCAAUAAUUGUAUUUUCUAAAAAUUAUGCAUCCUCUAGUUGGUGUUUGGAUGAACUUGCAAAGAUUAUUGAGUGUACCAAAAAAGUGCUACCAGUUUUCUAUCAAGUGCCUCCAUCUGAAAUUCGUAAGCAAACAGGGGAUUUUGGAGAAGUGCUGACUAAGCUUGAAAAAAGAAUUAAAGAUAAGACCAAGGUACAAAGGUGGAGGGAGGCUUUAACUAACGCAGCCAAUAUUUCUGGCUGGGACUACAAAGACAGGUAUUUGUAUAGUACUACGUACUCCUGUUUGCUGAUCUUCUAG